Molecule: messenger RNA, 775 nt
Organism: Botrytis cinerea B05.10
Lineage: Eukaryota; Fungi; Ascomycota; Leotiomycetes; Helotiales; Sclerotiniaceae
Gene: Bclsm2
Product: Bclsm2
Exons: 4
Coding region: 90-386 (98 amino acids)
Biological process (GO): mRNA splicing, via spliceosome
Cellular component (GO): U4/U6 x U5 tri-snRNP complex; catalytic step 2 spliceosome; Lsm1-7-Pat1 complex
Molecular function (GO): RNA binding
Source: RefSeq, a predicted model, not a curated record
GGGUGGUGGUCAACUCCAUUUUCGAGACUCUGUAAUUUACAAGCUCUCUACGAUAUCGAACCUUACUUAUCAGCUGCCAGUCUGCCAAAAUGUUGUUCUUCAGCUUCUUUAAAACCUUAGUAGAUCACGAAGUUACGGUCGAGCUCAAAAAUGAUAUUCAAAUCAAGGGCAUAUUAAAGUCGGUAGACCAAUACCUAAACAUCAAGCUGGAUGACAUACAAGUGGUUGAGGAGCUGAAAUACCCACAUCUGUCAUCGGUCAAGAAUGUUUUCAUAAGAGGAAGUGUCGUCAGAUACGUACAUCUUCCUGGCGGCGUGAUUGACACAGCACUUUUGGAAGAUGCUACUAGGAGAGAGGCUGCGCAACAGGCGACCAAAGGAAAAUGAACGCAUACACUUAGAGCGGAAGAUAAUAGUUGAUGUGAAUGCUUUUCCUUCGUGGGAAGAAUAUACGCUACAGAUGAUAUUGAGAGGGCGGAUGGGGAGAGGGGCUUGAUCAACAGGAUAGGCACUGCAAUUGGCCAACUCAGACCAUUCAAUGUGUUAAUGAAGAUUUAUGAGAAAGCAAAUACGGAAAAGCAACUUUGGCAAUACGUUGCUUCGAAUUGCUUGGGUUGCAAGGAAAAAACAUUAAAAUCUCAUAAUUCACCCCAACUUUGCUGAAAGUCCCUCGAGAAAGACAACACAGACAGCUCGAGAUGUAUUAUAUAAUGUGUGUUUGUGCUUCCAUGAAAUUCAAAAAUCCAAGGGAAUUUAUUGGUUCUGCUGCCCCUCCA